Xiphophorus maculatus (southern platyfish) is the source of this 5574-nucleotide messenger RNA. It is a transcript of the gene dpf3, whose product is annotated as zinc finger protein DPF3-like. The record is from RefSeq and is a predicted model, not a curated record. NCBI's taxonomy places the organism in Eukaryota, Metazoa, Chordata, Actinopteri, Cyprinodontiformes, Poeciliidae. Gene Ontology annotation, biological process: nervous system development. The coding region runs from base 118 to 1293 and encodes 391 amino acids. The transcript has 12 exons. Gene Ontology annotation, cellular component: nBAF complex.
GGAGCACAGUAGACAGGACAGCAUUGGCUGUUGUAUUCUUUCUACUUUUUUUUUUCAUGACGUUCCGAAACUGCACAGAGAUUUGGAAUAUUACAUUACAGCCUUGCAGAGCGAAAGAUGGCGACUGUCAUUCAUAAUCCAUUAAAAUCGCUGGGUGACCAGUUCUAUAAAGAGGCCAUUGAACACUGUCGCAGCUACAACGCCCGCCUCUGUGCUGAGCGCAGCGUGCGAAUGCCCUUCUUGGACUCGCAAACUGGCGUGGCACAGAACAACUGCUACAUCUGGAUGGAAAAGCGCCACCGCCGACCAGGCCAGGCGGCGGGGCAGAUGUAUACGUACCCCGCUCGUUGCUGGAGGAAAAAGAGGCGACUCCACCCACCCCUGGAUCCCCAGCUCCGCCUGUGUGAGCUCCGGCUAGAAGCUGAUCUGGCGCCCAAACGCGAGGGGCCUCCGGGGGAGGCCACCGCCUUGGAGGCACUGUUGAGGGGGGACAACGCUUUGGAGAAAAAAAACAACGUCAGUAAAGAUGAGGAGACGCUUCUGGAAAUACAGAGAGUUCUGGAGGCAGAGGAAAACGGGGACAGUUUCCACGAAGAUGAAGAGUUUGAAGCAGAUACGCCAAAGAAAAAGAACAGGAAUAGAGGCAAAAGCAGAGGAUCAACUCGCAGAAGGACAGAGUCUGUUAAUGCAGAAGACCUGGAUAAACCUUACAUCUGUGACAAUAGGUACAAACAAAAGCAUAACUCAAAAAAGGCUGAAGAAGUCUGUGGGAAGCGCUACAAGAACCGUCCGGGCCUGAGCUACCACUACACCCACACUCACCUGGCCGAGGAGGAAGGAGAAGAGGAGAAGGACGCAGAGACGGCUCCGCCGUCGCCUCACAGCUCGGACAACCACAAACCUCAGAAGGGCUCUGAUGGAAGCAUCAUUCCCAACGACUACUGUGACUUCUGCUUGGGAGACCAGGACGCCAACAGGAAAACGGGGCAGGCAGAGGAGCUGGUGUCCUGCUCCGACUGCGGUCGCUCUGGUCACCCCACAUGUCUGCAGUUCACAGAAAACAUGAUGCAGGCGGUCAGGACGUAUCAGUGGCAGUGCAUCGAGUGCAAGUCCUGCAGUCUGUGCGGAACCUCCGAGAACGAUGACCAGUUGCUGUUCUGCGAUGACUGUGAUCGGGGAUAUCACAUGUACUGCCUGAAGCCUCCGAUGACCCAACCUCCUGAAGGGAGCUGGAGCUGUCACCUGUGUCUGGACCUGUUAAAAGACAAGGCCUCGGCUCACAUAGAAGCAUAAUAGAAACCAUCGGAUUAUUCACAUACACACAGCACCAUGGAAAAGCAAUGCUACCCUUAGAAAACCUUGAAAAGUGUGGCAUGCCCCAAAUCCAAACUUUAGUUUGACUCUUUUCACUUUUUGGUUAGCCAACUCCACACUCAAGUCUUUUGAUGACACCAUUCGUCUGUGGCAUCUUCUGGUGGCUUUUCUACCAACAAAUUUAACAUUCUCGCCUCUAGGUGGGCAGCCCUCAGCACCGCCAUUGCCGACUGGUUAUGUUUUUGUGAUCUUUUUCUAUCUCGACCUUAUUGAUAUUUAAAAGGUAGCUGACUUUGGAAGGAGAAUCUGCUGCACUGGAUUUUAUUUAGCAAUAUCAAAGUAAAGGGGGUUUGAUAAUACAAAUGCAUUCCACACAAUACAACCUUUUAUUUUGAAAAAACAAACAAACAACACAUUUGCUUUUCCUCCCACUGCAUUUAUGCACUACUGUGUGUUGGCCAAUCAAAAAAAAAAAAAAAAAGACUUUAAGUGAGGCCAUUACUUUGGCCUGAUGUGGAAACCUUUAUGCCAUUUUUUCAAACUUUCUAGACAGAAUUUAAAACCCACACAGAGAUCGCAAACAGCUCUUGAAAACCCCCCUCAUGCACACAUUCCAGUACAUUAGCAGCUUCCUGUUUAAGAAGACAAAACCUUUUACCUCUCAUGUAGCCAAGCAACACUCAACAGAUGCACAUGUCAUCAGCGUGCAACCUCGACCGCAGGUCAGCGAACAGCAGGUCUACCGUUCAAGCACAUCUCUACCUCACCACCCAGUGGAGCCAAGUCAGAACCGAUAACCCGCUGUUGUGUUUCGGUUUACUUAGGACAUACGUGAUAAGUGUUUAGAAGGUGUCUGCUACGGUGGAUAACUUCUUUUCCUCUGCUGCUCUGUGGUGUCCAGCCAGGAGAAAGCUGAGUUAGUUUGACUGAUUUCUGUUUAAAGUGCUCCCUCCAGCUCCGCUCCGAUGUUUAGACUCUGCAGUGACAUUCCUGGCUUAUAUCUGGGAAGACUCUGCACUAGUCUUCCCAGUUUUUCACCGGGUCGUGUCAAACCUUGGAAAUUUACGUCCAGAGCCAAAAGGAAAUGAAGGGAUUGAAAACGCUUCGACUAUCGUUUGUUUUGUUUCUUUGUAAUCAACGUCUGUCUUCUGUAUCCUUAGAGUUAGUGUUACUUCUGGUGCUCAGCAAACAGAUGAUUUCACCUUUCUUUAUAAUUGUUUAUAUAUUGCUGAUAAUCGCCAAGUCAUGCUGUCAAUGACCUCAUUUACUCUAAGUCACAAAUUCCCAAACUUUUACAGUUCCCAUCUCAACAAAAUACUAUUUAUAACGCAACUGCGUCAUCUUUUACAGAUAAAUUAUACCAUUUUCUCAAUUUAUAAGAAAAUAUUGCUUAGAUUAUGUCCACAGCAUAAAUUAAUAAAGACAAAUUGUAAAUAUGACUCAUCAGCUGUGUCAUCACUAAGUUAAAGCUUUACUCUGUCAAAUCGUUUAAUUUUACAUGUAAUGCUGGAUUCUGUUAAGCCCAAAGAUGACGCCUCCUUCAUUAACGCUAAUUCCCAAUUUUUAUGGUGGGAACCAUAGCGAUACAGCGAACUAAACUCCAGUUCUAAAAAAAUGUGUUCUUCAUUAUAAACUCUCAUAGCAACUGAUAUUUAAGCAAGACUUCUUGGUUAAAAGGAGCAAAAGCUGCUGGAAUAUGAAGCUUAAAAAAACAAAACCUUCAGGCAAUGAUGAAUAGAAAUUAUUCAUCUAUACACAUUUUUUUUUUUUUUAGCAGAAGUAGAAACUCAUGCUGAAAGUUUGGAAAAUAAAAAUCUUGACUUUGAAUAUAUUCAGUCAGAAAAAAGAAAUUAAGAAGUCAUUCUUGUUGACACAAUCAUUGGUGCCACAAUAAUUGGUAUGUCUGUUAUUAGUUUUAUUUUUAUUAUUUUUCACUUGGAAAACCGAAGGCAGCUACAGACAAUGGUUGCUUUAAGCAUUUCUGGGUUUAUUUGUCUACUAUUUAUAUCAUAAUAUCAGUGAAUAUUGAGUUGAGUUUCAGUUCAGACAGAGUCUACCAGAUUUUUUAAAAUAAUAAUCAGGGAAUCAGAGAGUCAGGCCCACAACAUCACAGAUCUUCCACUUUAAUAUGUUUUUUUUUUAAGUGGAUGUAAAAAUAAAAAGUAUUUCCCCAAGAAAGUACUCAUGUAUUUGGUAACACGGCUAUUUAAAUACUGAGUAACUGAUCAUGAGAAAUUAUGACACAAAAAAAACACAUUUCCAAAUAAUCUUUUUUAAAUAUAAAACUUAUUAAGCUAAUGUUUACAGUACAAAAUGUAUAUAUAUGUAAGUACUUCCAGUGACAAUAGUGUUUACUGUAUCUUUUAUAACCUACAAAUGGCACAACAGGCUCAACAGACGGAAAAUAACCUUAAAACAAAGCUUUUGUACAAACAAGAGGUAUCACUUCGACGUCUACCCUAGGUUUGUCUCUGUGUCUCAAAUAUUUUUGGUUGACAUAUGUUUGUUCUUCAUUCUGUGAAGUUACUCACACUGGGUAGAGUAUGCAAAAAUUUUACUCAAGUAAGAAUAGUGAUACUUCAUAUUAGUAUUAUUUAAACAGAAGUAAAAAGUGUGGCAUAGUAAAACUACUCCUAAAAGUAAUUGUUUUCCAAAAAGUUACUCAAGUGAGCAUAACUAGUUCUUACCCACCUCUGUGGAUUGCUUGAUUUACUUUGACGUGGGAUUUCCUCUCCUGCUAAAUAUAUAGACUCAGAUUUCCAUCAUUGUUAAUAUUAUAUUAUCUGAGAUGAUGCCAAGAUAAACUAAAGAUGGAUUUCUUUGAAAAAUCUUCAAACAUUCUAACCAGAGGAUGCAGUGAGUUUGAAGGCAUGUGUGGAUCGAGCAACUAUCUGGAAUAUUUCGCUUUUUAACUGCAGUCUUCUGCUUAGUCUUUUGAAGACCAAAAUACACAAAUCCAGCAUUUUAACAUGCUUAACAAGACAUGUGCUCAAUACCCACUGCCCAUAUAUUGACAUGUCUGUGUGUGAACAGUUAUGUAAGAUGUUACACCUUUAGAAAGUUUAUUAUAAUUUUAGAUCCUUUUUCUGGAUUGUUUUUUUUUUACUUUACUGAUGCCACUGCUUUAGAUUAAUCAAUGUGGAAAUAUACAUUUUAACCUCAGGCUCUCAAAAACAAAAAGUUUCUUCGUAAUGCAUUUCUGUCUGUUUAAAAUAACAACAUUUGCUCUAGUUGUACGUGAAAUGCUUCACUAAACGUUUAAAACUCUUUGGCCGAAAUUUUGUUUUUCUACUGAGCUAUACUGGUGACAAAGCUAAUGCUUGUCUAAAAAUAAGUCUGUCCAAUAAGCACCAAAAAAGGAAGAAAAAAAGGAAAAAAAUAAAUAUUGUAUUUGUGUCUUGUUAUUGUGUGUUUGUUUUUGAUACUGCUUUCCACGGACAAUCAAACUGUAGCAUAGAAUUAGUAUAUUAAUAACAACGAAAGAUUUCUUAUGGCUAAUAAAAUCUGUGUUUUUUUUUAAAUAAGUCAAUGUGUUCUUUUGUAUAAUAAUUUCACUAAAUGAAAUUUUGUGCAGCAUUUUGUUAAUGUAAAUUGUUAAAUUUGUGUCUGAAUAAAGACUUCUCCAUAACUCCUGUUAGAAAUGUUUUUAGUGGUCAAUGAAGGAUUUAUGUCCGUAUGUAUUAAAUAUAUCAUAUAUACAUCAUACUUUCCCUAAAAUACACAUAAUUUUACUUGAAGAGAUACAUGGUGUUAUUUUUGGUACAUUACCACUAGAGGUCAGUAAUGAGCUACUGAAGAUCUCUAUGUCAGUGGUUCUCAAAACAUUUAAAAUAAGCAGCACAUUAGGAAGUACAACGUUUUGAAAUUACGACUGUUGCCCUAAAAUCCAAUAUGGCUGCCUUGCAUGUAAAAUCUCAUGACAAUUGCAACACAAAAAAAGGUUACUCUGCAUUUCUGAACGGUCCUUUUGUGAACAUGUCUGUUGUAAAAAUAAUUUUCUUAAAGUGUCUUGAGACAACGUGUUGUGAAUCAGCACUACCUAAAUAAACUAAACUAAAUUUAUUUUUUAACAUUAACCAGGACAUCCCUUUCCAGUAUUGACGUUCUAGACAACACUCCAAAAUAAUCAAAUAAAGACAAAGUAUUCACUUGUUUAUGUUUUAAGGGUUUACAUAAAUUGACACGAAGAACAUCUGCUCUGAUCCAGAGCAGAUCAACAUCCUGUAGUGAAGGUUUUCCUCCUGAUUUCAUAAAAAAAAA